AUGGCCAGGAACGGCUCCGAGAUGCUGAUCGGCGCCCCCGGCAUCUACAACUGGAAGGGUUCAGUGGUCCGCGUGUCGGGAGUCAUCGACGCCGACUUCGGCCCCGAUCAGCAGCGGCGCCGGCGUCGGCGCCGGCAGCUCGACCCCUCACUCGAGCUCAGCGAGUUCCACGUGCCCAACCCCUACCAUAUCAACACCGUCAACGAGAACGACUACUUCGGGUACUCGGUGAGCUCUGGUGAGUUUCUCGGGGACGGGCAGACGUAUUACGUCGCUGGAGCGCCACGCGCCCGCCUACGGCAAAGGAAAGGUCUUCGUCUUCGACUUCCCGCUGAACGACCUGGAGGGCAUCAGCAUCGUGCUGGAGCGGACGGGCGACCAGGUGGGAGAAUACUUCGGCGGCGCCGUGCUCGGCCUGGACGUGUCCGGCGACGGGCGGCCGGAGCUGCUGGUGGGCGCGAGGGCCGCGUCUGCGUGUACCCGAACCUGGGCCGCGGCCGGGUCGGCGAGCAGCCGCUCGUGCUGACCGGAGACCGGGCCAGCCGCGGCCGGUUCGGCUCGGCGCUGGCCAGCGUCGGUGACCUCGACCUGGACGGCUACAACGACCUCGCGAUCGGCGCGCCGUAUGAGGAGGAUCAGCGUGGCGCCAUCUACAUCUACCUGGGCGGCGCCAGCGGACUCAGCCCCACCUACAGCCAGAAGAUCGUGGCCUCAGAGCUGAGCGGCGCGCUCCGAGGCUUUGGCGUCAGCAUCUCUCACGGACUGGACGUGGAUGACAACAGAUACUCAGACGUGGCGGUCGGCUCGUACCUGAGCGGCGAGGCGGUGCUGCUGCGCGCGCAGCCGGUGUUGCGCUUCCACGCUGACCUCCGGCCCAGCACCGACAAGCUGCAGCCCACCGACAAACAGUUCCAGGUCCGCGCCUGUCUCAAGUACUUCGGCCGCUACCUGCCCGACCGCAUCACCGCCCAGGUUCAGAUGAAGAUCGAGUCGCUGCACGUAGUGUGCGCCUUCGACCUGUCGGGCGGGUCACGCGAUAACUUCACCUACACACGCUCGUUGACCUACGACGGCUACAGCUGCGACGACUUCACCGUACUGAUAAAGUCGGAGAUCCACGACUACACCCAGCCGAUCCAGCUGAGCAUGAGCUACAACCUGUCGUCGGACGACAGCGCCGUGGCCGGCCACACCCACCCGACGCAACCCGUUUUCAUCACCACAGACGUGUCGAAGCGGGCCGAGCGGCGCGGCCGCCGACAGCUCUCGCCGUUCCUGGACGGGGACCUGACCGAGUUCUGCGCCACCUGCCCCGUGGUGAACGCGCGCGCCGCCGGCCAGACCCAGGUGACCGCCAGCGUGCCCUUCUCGAUCGGCUGCGGCGCCGACGCCGUCUGCCAGUCGGACCUGUCCGUCAGCGCAUCGGUGCCCGGCCUGAAGGACGGUCGGUUCGUCAUCGGCGCCACGCCCACCAUCGACCUGGACGUGGACGUGACGAACGUCGGCGAGCCGGCCUCGCUGCCCAGUGUGCAGGUGACGCUGCCGCGGCCCAUCCGGCUGGUGCGCGUGCCGCAGCUCUGCUCGGAGCGCGAGAAGGCUGACCACGUGCUGCUGACGUGCCACGUGCGGCCGCACCCGUUCCCGGCGGGCGCCGACGGCCGGCUGCGGCUGUCGCUGGACGUGGACGAGCUGGCGCCGGGCACUGAGAGCGUCACCGUCGGCCUCAACGCCAGCUCGUCCGGCGAGGAGGUCGCGCCUGACGACAACGUGUUCAACUUCACGCUCGGCCUGCGCACCGAGGCCGACAUCGCCGUCACGGGUCAGCCGAUGGAGGAGCCGCCGCUCUACUACGACAAAAAAGAGGACCGCGACGAGUCGGAGCGCAACGACCCCAACUACGUCAUCAUCAGCCACCGGUACCAGGUGAUCCGCUACCUGCCGUCGCCGGUGGACGCCGUCAACGUCAGCUUCCUGGUGCCGGUGAACGUGACGACAGCGGACGGCUCGCAGCUCCGCUUCCUCGACCUGUACCGGCCCAAGGCGACGCUGGACGGCCGCCAGCUGGCGUGCAGCAUCGAGACCGGCUACUACCUGGCGUCGGACGGCAGCAGCUACGUGGAGGCUCCGCGCACCUGGCGGCGGCGCUACCAGCUGACGGACGAGCAGCGCCACCUGCUGGCCGACACCGAGUACCACUACGAGGGCAACGUCACCACCGUGCUCAACUGCACGCAGCCGUUCGUCUCGUGCGUGCGGCUCGAGUGCCCGACGGUGGCCUUCCCCCGGCGGCAGACGAGCCUGGUGGUGACGCUCUCCAUGCGGGUUAAGAUCCACGAGCUCGAGCCGUACGUGGGCCCGCGCAACAGGUUGGUGAUCUCGACGGUGGGCCUAGCGGACGUGGGCGCCGUGCCAUACCAACUGCAGCCGGCCGACGACAGGCCCGACCUGCACCAGGUGCACACGGUGCUGCUUCCCUCCUCGCUGCAGCCGUUCCCCGUCUGGGUGAUCGUGGUGGCCGUACUCGGCGCCCUUCUGCUGCUCGCCGCCAUCACCUUCGGCCUCUAUAAGGCCGGGUUCUUCAAGCGACGACGACCGGAGGGCGUGUAGCGACGUGCGGCGCGACAGUGGUGCCCUCGCUCUGAAGGGCCGCCUCCUGCCUGAUCUCGCAGCACGCGGCGCCGCCGGCCGCCGCGCCGGGCCCGCGCCCGGACUGUGCCAUGGAGAGGCCGCGGCGCGGCGUGGCGCGCUUUCUAGUCAGGGACUGCAGCGGCGCGGGCCGCGGCCGGCCGACCGCGUGCGCCGGGAGCGACGGAGAGCGCAGAUACAAGCUGUGAACCCGUCCGAGACGCGACGGCCGCCCCAAUCCCGGUCUGCUCGCGGCGGCGUGACGUGACGUGACGUGACGUGACGUGACGUGACGUGACGCCCAUAGAGCCAUGUGAUGAACGGUGCUACCAACACUGGUGCAACGCGGGCCAUCUACUGGGGUGGUUGUCGGUGUGAAAUGUGUCCCAUGCGACUUUGGGAACUGUUAGAUGUAGGCAUUACUAAUUUUAUACGAAUAGUGCCUAUGCGAUAAGUGUUGCCUACGGAUGUUGGUCGUGCAAGGACGAUAAUAACAUGGUGUGGAUAUGCUGACCAGUGAGUGAAUCGCUUGAAGUUGGAAUAUAUGGUUGACUGAAUGUUAA
This is a messenger RNA of Pollicipes pollicipes, 3188 nucleotides long. Its product is annotated as integrin alpha-PS3. Gene Ontology annotation, molecular function: integrin binding. The transcript has 15 exons. Lineage: Eukaryota; Metazoa; Arthropoda; Thecostraca; Pollicipedomorpha; Pollicipedidae. Gene Ontology annotation, cellular component: integrin complex; external side of plasma membrane. The record is from RefSeq and is a predicted model, not a curated record. Gene Ontology annotation, biological process: cell-cell adhesion; integrin-mediated signaling pathway; cell adhesion mediated by integrin. The coding region runs from base 1 to 2607 and encodes 868 amino acids.